Colletotrichum truncatum is the source of this 342-nucleotide messenger RNA. RefSeq names its product mitochondrial 37S ribosomal protein bS6m. Gene Ontology annotation, biological process: translation. Gene Ontology annotation, molecular function: structural constituent of ribosome; small ribosomal subunit rRNA binding. Lineage: Eukaryota; Fungi; Ascomycota; Sordariomycetes; Glomerellales; Glomerellaceae. The record is from RefSeq and is a predicted model, not a curated record. Gene Ontology annotation, cellular component: mitochondrial small ribosomal subunit; ribosome.
AUGUUGUACGAACUCAUAGGAAUUGUGCGACCGGGCAACCUCGCCGAGGUGAAAGAAAUCGCCCUCACCGCCGGCCAAAUCAUCCUCCGUAAUGGCGGCGUCAUCCGCGGCAUCUCCAACUGGGGCGUCUUCGCGCUCCCCCGCCCCAUCUCCAAGGCUCAGAUGAAGCACAAGAGCGGCCACUACUUCGUCAUGCGCUACGACGCCUCCUCGGCCACACACGCCGACAUGCGCAGCACCAUCAACCUCGACCCCCGUGUCAUCCGUUCCGCCCACGUCAAGCUCGGCGACGGCAAGCUCGAGACUGCGGCGCGCUUUGGCGAUGUCAAGUGGGACCGGUAG